Messenger RNA from Lactuca virosa, 735 nucleotides. Lineage: Eukaryota; Viridiplantae; Streptophyta; Magnoliopsida; Asterales; Asteraceae. The record is from the annotation of a GenBank genome assembly.
AUGCCUCCCCGCGAAGAUCUGUCAACCGACGACACACCGCCAACUAUCCACGAGCAACUCUCCACACUCAUUGUUAUUUCCACUGUUAAUCUCCACCGUCUUGAUGCAAUUAUCACACAAAUGACCACCAUCAACACCCUCAUGAUCGGCAUUCAAACCGAAACCAUGGCCAAAAUCAUGUCGCCUCUGCCUUCGCUUCCACCACAGAAUCAACAACGAAGGCCGUCGCCACCGCGAUUGCCAACAACGCUAUCUACACUGCCACUGCCACCGCCACACCGGUCGUUAUCGCCACCACCGUCGCCGCCUCCAAAACCAUUGCAAUUGCCAGUGUCAACACAACACCCACUUCCACCAUUACCGCAACCGCCACCAUCGAAAGUAACAUCCAGGCAAUUCCGACCCGUCACUUUUCAACCGUUCAACCCACAGUUUCCCGCUCUCGUUGUUGUAGGCACCCGUAUGCAGGACCUUGAGGACAAGGUCCAUUUGAAGGACGGAGGAAUUGAUACAUGUUUAAGAUCGUAUUCUAGACCACCCCCAUGGCCUGACCCGUACAAGUCUUGUAGCAGAAAUCUUGAACACACUUUGCAUGAGGAAGACCAAGUCAAUAAAAGUAGUUUUCUCAAGUUAGGACUCACCCACGUUUCAAUUAGCAUACAUGUUUCGUUAUUUCUAGUUAGCAAGUUAUUUCCUUUUCCUAUAAAUGAUAAUCAUCCUUGGCAUGAAUAUUAA